AUGAGCAACACCGACUUCUUGGGCCGUGCCAUCGAUGUGGUCAAGAAGGCCAUUGAGCAGGACACGGCCGGCGAGUACGAGAAGGCCUACCAACUCUACUAUCAAGCCCUCGAACUGUUCAUGCUCGCCUUGAAAUGGGAGAAGAACGCAAAGUCCAAGGAAAUGAUCCGCGCAAAGGCCGCCGAAUACAUGGAAAGAGCUGAGAAACUCAAGAAUCACUUGGCCGAACAAGAUACGAAUCGGAAAAAACCUGCUGCUGUAGGUUCCAAUGGGAAGACCUCAAACGGCGCAGGCAAGGGAAAAGACGAUGAUGGAGACGACCAAGACCCCGACUCUAAGAAGCUACGAGGUGCCCUUGCUGGUGCUAUCCUGACUGACAAGCCCAACAUCAAAUGGGAGGACGUGGCUGGUCUUGAGCAAGCAAAGGAAGCAUUGAAAGAGGCUGUCAUCCUUCCCAUCAAGUUCCCCCAUCUGUUCACCGGCAAGCGCCAGCCCUGGAAGGGUAUCCUGCUCUACGGUCCUCCUGGAACUGGUAAAUCAUACCUCGCCAAAGCCGUUGCCACCGAGGCCAACAGCACUUUCUUCAGUGUCAGCAGUAGUGACUUGGUCAGUAAGUGGAUGGGUGAGAGUGAACGUCUCGUAAAGCAGUUGUUCGGCAUGGCACGAGAGAACAAGCCUUCAAUCAUCUUCAUCGAUGAGAUCGACGCCCUUUGUGGUCCCAGAGGCGAAGGCGAGUCGGAAGCGUCAAGACGUAUCAAGACCGAACUUCUGGUGCAGAUGGAUGGUGUGGGACGUGAUUCAAAGGGUGUCCUCAUCCUCGGCGCAACCAACAUCCCAUGGCAGCUCGAUUCUGCCAUUCGCAGACGUUUCCAGCGCAGAGUGCAUAUCAGUUUGCCUGAUCUACCGGCAAGAACACGAAUGUUCGAGCUCGCGGUUGGAUCAACACCGUGCGAGAUGAAGGCAGAGGACUACAGAACUCUGGCACAGCUCAGCGAAGGCUACUCUGGAAGUGAUAUCACCAUUGCAGUACAGGAUGCGUUGAUGCAGCCCGUGCGGAAGAUUCAGACUGCAACGCACUACAAGAAGGUUAUGGUCGAUGGUCAAGAGAAGCUCACGCCAUGCUCACCGGGCGACCAGGGGGCAAUGGAGAUGACUUGGAUGGACGUUGAAACAGAUCAGCUUCUGGAGCCGCCGCUUAUGGUCAAGGAUUUCGUCAAGGCAAUCAAGGCUUCAAGACCCACUGUCAGUCAAGAAGAUCUCAAGCACAAUGCUGAGUGGACUGCAGAGUUUGGUAGUGAGGGAGCUUAG
This is a messenger RNA of Aureobasidium melanogenum CBS 110374, 1308 nucleotides long. RefSeq names its product suppressor protein of bem1/bed5 double mutants. The transcript is spliced from 6 exons. The coding region runs from base 1 to 1308 and encodes 435 amino acids. The record is from RefSeq and is a predicted model, not a curated record. Gene Ontology annotation, molecular function: ATP hydrolysis activity; ATP binding. Gene Ontology annotation, biological process: endosomal transport; vacuole organization. Lineage: Eukaryota; Fungi; Ascomycota; Dothideomycetes; Dothideales; Saccotheciaceae.